Messenger RNA from Epinephelus lanceolatus (giant grouper), 1428 nucleotides. RefSeq names its product N-methylpurine DNA glycosylase (gene mpg). Gene Ontology annotation, biological process: base-excision repair. NCBI's taxonomy places the organism in Eukaryota, Metazoa, Chordata, Actinopteri, Perciformes, Serranidae. The record is from RefSeq and is a predicted model, not a curated record. Gene Ontology annotation, molecular function: DNA binding; alkylbase DNA N-glycosylase activity.
UUCCGGUAUGCUAAUGCUAGCGCUAACAUGAAUCUACUUCGAGACUCAAAUGAAGUAUAAAAUAAAUGGUUUAAAUAAUAUAUGAAAGUGCUGCUGACACAGGAGACAGUGAGGGUGUCGAGAAGUUGUUUUUUCCUUUAUCCCCGAGUGUUUCGCGGUGUCAUUAUGAUGGCAGGGAGAAAAAGAAAGAUGCUAGCAUCGACAGUAGCAUCAGCAUUAGCAGCACCUGAACAAACAGUACACAAACAUAAUAAUCGGACGAAUUUGACACUAAAUGUUUCACCUGCCGAGCUGAAGAAGAAGUGUGAACCUGCCCAAAGUGCAGAGACGGAGAGGAGCCAUUAUUUCAGCAGGACUGACCUGCAGCACAGACUGGGAGAGGAUUUCUUCAACCAACCCUGCAUCAGUUUGGCAAAAGCAUUCCUCGGCAAGGUGUUGGUCCGCAGGUGUGCAGAUGGCCCUGAGCUGCGAGGGAGAAUAGUGGAAACUGAAGCCUACCUGGGAGGGGAGGACAAAGCCUCUCACUCAGCAGGAGGCAAACGCACUGAAAGGAACACAGCCAUGUUCAUGAAGCCCGGCACAAUCUAUGUGUAUCCAAUUUAUGGCAUCUACCUCUGCAUGAACGUGUCUAGUGAAGGGGAGGGUGCUGCCGUGCUGCUGCGCUCCCUCGAGCCCCUGCAGGGUCAGCCCGUCAUGAGGCAGCUGAGGGCAGCCAGACGCAAAGAGGGAGCCCGGCAACUGAAGGACAAAGAGCUCUGCAACGGGCCUUCAAAGCUGUGCCAGGCUCUAAAUAUACCCCGCUGUUUCGACCGACGAGACCUCGCCUCGGAUGGAGAAGUGUGGCUGGAGAGGGACCCUGACACAAAUCCUGUAGAACCUCAUGAUAUAGUAUCAGCACCACGCAUUGGGAUUGAGUCCCACGGGGAAUGGGCCAAGAAGCCCUGGCGGUUUUAUCUUCGCAGGCACCCCUGUGUUAGCGUCGUGAAUAAAGAGGCAGAGAGACAGUCUGUGUCUGGAAAUGUAAUGAACAAUUUAGGUCCCUCCGAUGUGCAGUCUGACACAGGACAGCACAAUGUCAGAAGGACUUAACAGGAGUAUUCCUGAAACUACUGUGCCAUCUGUUUUCUUUGUGCACCAUUUAGGCUGUAUAAAAACUUAAGACAGUCAAGAUGGUAGAAUAACCUCCACUGUCUAAAUUACAAUCUGCAUAAAUUAAACAAAAUGUUUAUCAUCCAUUUUGUAAUCUGCAUCUUACAGUGACUGUGUUUAUGGUACUGAUGCAAAACUGUAUUGGAGAGCGAUAAAUUAGAACUUCAGACAGCUAAAUUUAUCAAAGAAAUCAAUUCUCAAAUGACCACACUUAUUACUAAGUGUCUCUUGUUUAGGUCCUCCAUGUGUGGUUUUUAAUAAACAUUUGUACUUGGGAAA